Ustilaginoidea virens is the source of this 774-nucleotide messenger RNA. RefSeq lists its product as uncharacterized. The record is from RefSeq and is a predicted model, not a curated record. Bases 1 to 774 code for a protein of 257 amino acids. The transcript has 2 exons. NCBI's taxonomy places the organism in Eukaryota, Fungi, Ascomycota, Sordariomycetes, Hypocreales, Clavicipitaceae.
AUGCGUUUCACUGCUGCUGCCUCGGCCCUCAUGGCCGGCACCGCCAUGGCCAGCGCCAGCGACAGCCCCGUCUCCACCGACUACACCACGCAGCUCGUCACCAUCACCGCCUGCCCCAGCACCGUGACCAACUGCCCGGCCCGCUCCACCCAGGUGCUCACCAACGUGGUCCCUCUGACCACGUCCACCGUCUACACCACCAAGGUGUACACCAUCACGGCCUGCCCCAGCACCGUCACCGACUGCCCGGCUCGCAGCAUCGUCGUCAGCACCGAGACCAUUGCCGUCUCCACCACCGUGUGCCCCGUCGUGCCCACCACCGCUCCCGGCCAGUGGGGCAACUCUACCGUGGUCAUCCCCCCUCCCGCCACCGCCAACACCCAGUCCGCCCCCGGCUGCAACGGCAAGGACUGCCCCCCUCCUGCCGCCUCCACCGCCCCGGCCUGCAACGGCGAGGACUGCCCCCCUGCUGCUGCCACCACCGCCACCCAGCAGGCUCCUCCCGGCACCAGCCCCGCCGUCUGCGUCGCCUCCAACUCCGUCUCGGCCAUCACCAAGACUUACACCACCGUUCUCACCUCGGUUGAGUACGCCACCGUGCAGAUUCCUUGCCCCACUGGUCCUUCUGGCACUGGCCUGCCUCCCGCUCCCAGCGGCCCCUCUGGCAACCAGACCACCCCCAGCGUGCCUGUCCCCACCGCCGGCGCUGCCUCCCUCGCCGGCUCUGCCGUCUUCGCCGCCGUCGCCGGUGUUGCUGCCCUGAUCCUCGCUUAA